Molecule: messenger RNA, 796 nt
Organism: Caenorhabditis elegans
Lineage: Eukaryota; Metazoa; Nematoda; Chromadorea; Rhabditida; Rhabditidae
Gene: C07A9.10
Exons: 3
Coding region: 14-430 (138 amino acids)
Source: RefSeq, marked reviewed
AGAUGAUUGCUUCAUGAAUGUUAUACUACAACUUUUGAAGCGUUCAUCUUUCGAGGAUCAUUUCCGUACUUGUUGCGUAGGGACAAUUCAUGAAGAGCUGAGGAAAAUUCUAUCUGGUGAGAAAGACGUCGUUGGUGAUCUGAGAAGAAUGCACAGCUAUAGCAAGUUGCACAAGGGACGCAAUAUGUGUACAACAGCGUUGAAAGUUUUGAUGAAGGACUUGGCUGCAGAGUGUAAACGCAAUACCGAAGUAAAGGUUCUCCACCCCACGCGGUUCAAGAGUCAUCUGGUUUGCAGUGCUCAAGGCUGCAAAAAUCCGACGAUUCCGGACAAGCCAUAUUUCAAAGUGGCAUUGCCAAGUGGAAAGGCUUUCACUGAUAUGGUGGUCCAGAAGCAUCAUCAUCUACCUAUCGCCCCCCAAAUAUUUUGAAAAGAAUACAGAAUACCCGCAAAACCCUAAAUCUCAACGUCGGCCGAUGCUCCUUUCUCUAGUCAAUCCAAAGUCCAAAGGUUUCUUUUCUAUUGUCGUUCCCCUUUGGAACAGUAUAGUUCACAAUGUAUCAACAUUCCUUUCCCCCUCCCAGUUUAUGAACCUCAUAAACCAACAAAUCUCAUACUUUUAAAUUUCUCGUUGAUUUAUCCUCUUCUGUCAAAUAGUAUUUACUUUUUUCAUACUUAAGAUGGACUCUGACGGGUCUUUCUUAUUUUAUGUGUUAUUCGAUUUUCCCCGUUGAUCUUCUAUGUACUACAUUUUGUUACUAUUUAUCUAACUUCGAAUAAACAAACAAACAAGCCA